AAUAGAUAUGAUUUGUAAAACUUAUAAUUAACUAUUUUUUUUAUCGAUUGUGUUUUAAAAUGUAAUCUCUUUCCAAACCCAAACAGUUAAGGAACUCGAGUGACCCGACGUCUAAUGUGACGACCGGUCAGUUCAUAGCCAUAAUAGCGUCGCGAGUGUUUUACAUGAGUCUGGGAAUGGGUUUGUCGAUCAACGGCCGGCACUCGUUCUGCGGCGACUAUAUAUACUCCGGACACACAGUGAUCCUGACGUUAGCCUAUUUGAUGUUUCGCGAGUACGCCAUACCAUCGCGUUGUCGCACAUAUUUGUGGAAAUUUGUUAACCUAUUGCUGAUCGCACUGACCCUAACGGGAGUCAUAUGCAUACUGAUAGCCCGCGGCCACUAUCUUAUCGAUAUAGUGAUCGCAUACUUCGCCACAACACGAAUCUUCUGGAUUUAUCACACGCUCGCCAACAACAGCUCUCUCAGGUUCCAGCCGUCAACCAACUACCUGUCCCGUGUUUGGUGGUACCAAAUAUUCGUGUUCUUCGAAACGGGUCACCCGACGACCGACCGGUUGAUGGCCGGCGACCGUACGGACAAUCAGUUCGGCCAAAUGAUCCCCCGAUCGUUCUCGUGGCCGCUUCCGUGGCCGCGAGUAUUUCGCCGCAAACGUCGAUCCGCUCAACGCUUACUUCAGACACAACAGGCGUGAUUCAGACCACACAAUCAUUGAGCGCCACAUUUGGCACAAAUUAAUUAAUUAAAUUUUAUCUCAUAUAUUAUAUUAGGUAAUAGUGUUUGUAUCAAACGAUUCAUAAGCAAAACAAAAUAUUUAAAUCAAAUGACAUUUAAAUUAUACGAGUGUUAAGCGCGACGACACCGAAGUGUAAAAAAGUGAAGCGAAAAGUUUUAUUUAACGCUUGAAAUAAAUUAUAAACUGAGAAAAUUAUUGUUAUCGUUGCGUUAAAAAUCAAUAAGUUUUGUGAUUAAAUGCUGUGAAGAAUCGGUUGUCCACCGAUUUUUACCCC
Molecule: messenger RNA, 1011 nt
Organism: Medioppia subpectinata
Lineage: Eukaryota; Metazoa; Arthropoda; Arachnida; Sarcoptiformes; Oppiidae
Source: the annotation of a GenBank genome assembly